GCACUUGGCGCCGUUGGCGGCUAUUGUAGUGUGUUCGGGGGCGCAGACGGAAGAGGCAAUCACGAUGACUGGCCUGCCGUUUUUUCCCGAUCGGGAAUGUCCGUCAGCACCGGGAUCGGGAUCGGGAACGCCAACCACCGUGCUCGGGAAGAUCUUCUUCUUCCUGCUUCGCGCGGGAGCAGCUAUGGUGGCAGCGUCGGCGACAACGAUAACGAUAACGACGACGGCGAUGGUGAUGUUGCUUAGUACUACCGCGAUCCCAGCCAUCAUCCUCCGUCGGAUUUUUCUGAGUAACACGACAGGCACGUCGCCAUCGCCAGAAACGAUCUCGCCUCCUUCCUCGAGCCGCCGGGCCAAGUCCUCAGAUUCGGGAUCUGACGAGCCUGAAUCUGGUCCACGCUGCCGUCCAGGUACCAGUACCAGUCGCGCUGCCGGUCCACCGACCUGGUCCAGCAGCAGGAGCAGCAGCACCAGCAGCGGCAGCAGCAGCAAUCACCUACAUGUACCUGGUCCAAAUAGCAGGAUCAAUCCAUCUGCUGGUCCAGGAAGCAGUUCAGAUUCUUCCGCAGCUGGUCCAGACACCAGUCCCCUCCCUGAGGAGCGCGGCUCCACCCUCACUAGCUCCUCCUCCUCCUCCUCCUCCGCCGCCGCCGCCGCCGCCGCCGCCUCCUCCUCCUCCUCCUCCUCCUCCUCCUUCUCCUGCUUUCUGAAGGAUCAUCGCUUGACUGACCUCUUCAUGUGGCGAGGGAGAGGAGGAGGGACUUCCGUUGGCGAGUCAGCAGACUCAGCAGAGUCAGCACCUUGCCUAUCCGGCCGCUCUCUCCCUUUGGUCCCCCCUGGCAAUCUCGGCCUUCCUUUCAUCGGCGAGACUCUGCGCUUCUUCUACGAGAAUUGGAAAGCGGGGAGUCGGGAUGCCUUCGUCUUCAGCCGCGUGGCCAAGCACGGAGGCGUGUACCGGACUCAUCUGUUUGGGUCAGAGAUGAUCGGCGUGAGCUCACCGGCGGCAGUGAAACUGGUCCUGACGCACGAGGACGAUCUGUUCCGCGUGCAAUGGCCCAGGUCCACAAGGCGGCUGCUGGGACGAGAAGCAGUGUCUAUGAUCACCGGGGCGCGCCAUCGACGGCUGAGGAAAGUUCUGGGUAAAGCCCUGUCUCCUGAAUGCCUCAGGCAGUAUGUGCCUCGGAUGGACCGGGUCGCUAGCGAUGUAGUGGACAGCUGGCUGGAUCGUGAUCGGGAUGGGGAUAGGAAUCAGGCCAGCAGUCGAGAUGAGAACGGAAGAGGAGGAGGAGGAGGAGGAGGAGGGGAGGGAAGAAGGAGGAAGGGGGGAGGGGAGGCGGCGGGAGAAGAUCCUACUACCGGUCGCGCGAUGUCGGCUGUCGCCGCCUUCGAGGAGAUCAAGAGAUAUGCUUUCACUCUGGCAUGCGACGUGUUCGUUAGUGUAAGGCCGGGACCAAGACUCGAUCGCCUGAGCGGACUGUUUGAGCGCUGGCUCGUUGGACUCUUCUCUCUUCCACUUGCUCUUCCUGUCACAGCGUUUGGUCGGAGCCUGAAAGCAAGGGAGGAGCUCCUCAAGGAACUACAACAGAUCCUGAGCGAGAGAAGAACCACGGCCGCACUACUCCUACCUCCUUCUCCUCCUCCUCCUCCUUCCUCUUCUUCCUCCUCUUCUUCUUCUGAUUAUUCUUCUUCUUCUUCCUCCUCAACUUCUUCUUCUUCUUCUUCUUCGGGCUCAAAUGAAAGGGGUAGAAACGUUGGCGCUAGUACGAAAGGGCUUGUUAGCACGAGUUCUAGUCCUGCGGAAGGAGGAAGAGAGGGAGGAGGUGUUGGAGUCUCGUCGUCGUCCGUGUCGAUGAUGGAGGGAAGCUGUGACAGUCUAGACCUUAAAUCUCAUACGGUAAAGAAGAACCAUGGAUCUCGAGAUGCAAAAGGAAAAGGAGAGGGAGGGGGAGACUCGGGAGAGGGAGGGGGAGACUCGGGAGAGGGAGGAGGACAGGAAGGAACUGGAAGGAGAAUGGGAGAUGGAGAAGAAGUGAGAGGAGGAGGAGAAGUAGGACGAGGAGGAGGAGGAGGUGAACUUCGGGGACAAGGAGAACGCAAAGCAUACAGGGAAUCCCAGGAGAGAGAAAGUGCAUCACCUCCCUCUCGGACUCCUCUCCCUUUUGAUCUGCUUACGGGAUUGAUAGAACUGGAAGAGGAGAUGGCUUGUAGUACCAUCAAGCAGGCGGGCAUUAAAUCACCUUCGUUGUCCAAGAUGGACGAGAGAGAAGACAGGAGGAGAGAUACUGGAGGCGGAGGAGAAGGAGGUGGUGGAUCCGAGGAAAACUCGAAGACCAGAGAUGACGUAAUAUUGGACACAAUUUUAACUCUGCUCUUUGCAGGCCACGACACAAGCGCUAUCCUGAUCACGUGGCUAGUCAAGUGCUUGCCGGCUCAUCCUGAAGUCUUGAGCAAGCUUCGCGAAGAGCACGACGCCAUAGCCAAGCAAAUGGGUCCUGAUGGGACGCUGACCUUCCAAAUGAUCACCAAGGACAUGAGCUACACAGAUAAAGUCAUCAAUGAAGGUCUAAGGUCCAAUUCGCCUGUCCCUGCGGCAUUUAGAAAGGCCUUGAAAGAUGUUGAAGUCGAUGGCUAUCGCAUCCCCAAAGACUCUAUGGUGAUGGUGUCGUUCAGUCCGAAUGCUUUUAACAGUGACGUCUUCAAAAAUCCUCAUUCUUUCGACCCCUCUAAUUUCGACCAACCCCCCCCCCCUUUCGCUUUCACACCCUGGGGAGGGGGUCAGAGGAUUUGUCCGGGUAACGAGUUUGCCAAGCUAGAGACGAAAAUUUUCCUUCAUCAUCUAGUCAGGAAAUGCAAUUGGUUUCCCGUGGACCCGAACGAGCCGUUGGACCUUGUCCAUCCUAUGCCAAGGCCAUCUCGAGGGCUCCCUAUUCUCGUCUCCAAAAGAGUAGUCUGCGAUGAGAGUCAAUAACUCAAAUUCAAAAUGUAAAAUAAUUUCGUAAUUUUUACAUUUCUUUUUUUUUCCAUUAUGUAAAGACAAGCGGAUUAAAUAUUUUUUUUCUCAUUAUUUUUCUUAUUAUUAUUAUUUAACAUUUCAAGGAGUCUUUCCAUUACAAGCUGGGAAUUGGGCCCGGCCUCCCUCACAUGAACAUAGCUAUGGCCCACAGGGAUAAGCCUGGCUCACCGGCCAGGCAUAGUAACCCCAACCAUAGCAAAAAUCUCACCCACGUUGCGGGAUUGCUUUAUAAUUAUUAAUUUCUACUCGCUGAGGGAAAAAUAGACGAGGAGUAUGACAUGAGAGAAUUGGAGAUUUUUUGAGAUGGGGAAAACCCGGAAAAGGGACCAAAAAAAAAAAAAAAUCACCAAAGGGUGCUUCUAUCUGGAUAAAAAAAAUUGACAUGA
This is a messenger RNA of Chara braunii, 3399 nucleotides long. Lineage: Eukaryota; Viridiplantae; Streptophyta; Charophyceae; Charales; Characeae. The record is from the annotation of a GenBank genome assembly.